GAUGAAUGAUAAGCGAAAUUAUCACAAACAAUCUUGACUCGUGAAUAUCUAGACGCGGCACGAGCGGCUCAAAGUGUCCGCGUAGUAACACACCGGCACCACCCUUUACGAUAACGCGCGAGCUUAUCUUAUUUAUCUUGAUUUGCUCUGCGAUAAAAGCCGCCGGUUCUCGUAGGCUCCGUCUUCUUUUCGCGACCUCCCUCUUGUCCGGUUGCUUUUGGUAAGUGAACGUGGUCCUAGAGCUUCUCGAAACACCAAUUCCCGUAUUCUUGCGACAGCGGUUCGCGAUUCCCGUGGCACGCUCGAAAUUCUGCUGUGCUCUAUUGGGGAUCGUGCCCGUUUAUUUAUAUUCCAUUCGUUACGUAUAACCGUACUCCGUAAUUCGCUAAACCACUGUUACAUUGAUGUCUGACAGCCGCGAGAGUAGCAUAGACGUUCGGUAAUUAUGUCGAGGUCGCGUGUCUCGAACGCGUUCAGGUUAAUCGUUAAUCGCGGAAGAUCGUAUCUCACGCUGCCGUGUGCCACGAGGUUCACGCGCCGGACGGAAGCUGUCCGGGACUUGACCGGUAAAUUGUACCCGUGCGUACAACAGCGGUAUUCAACAAUGAGUGUGGACACUACUUUGUACACGUUACCAAACAGUCAACCUGUUGUCGCACUGGAAUGCGACACUGCAUUCAAGUCUUUGACGCAAAAGGAAAAAUUGUAUGCACAUUACUUGAGCCAGGCAGCAUGGAACGGGGGAUUAAUAGUAUUGAUACAGACCUCACCGGAAUCUCCAUUGAUAUUCGUGCUGUUGCACAAAAUUUAUCUCGCAGAGUCCAUCGACGAAUUGAAAAAUGCCGCAUUAAGUGCCAGUGUUACCGAGGAUGAGUUUACGGCUUUUUUAGUUUACACCUGUGGGGUAUUGUCAAAUGCAGGCAACUAUAAAUCCAUGGGCGAUACUAAGAUUAUUCCCAAUUUUUCGAAAAAAUCGUUUGAGACAAUAAUAAAAGCCUCGAAGGCAUACAAGACUAAUCCUAAAGAGAUACAAGAUAUAUGGGAUAACAUAUCAAAUGCCAUGUACUCUUUAGAUGGUAAAUUGAAAGUGCUGGGAAUGGGGGACAAAGGUAUCACAACUUAUUUCUCUGCCAACUGCACUAAAGAGGACGCAGACAAAGUCAACGCGUUCAUGCAGCACAAAGGAUUAGAAUCCUAUAACGCGAGAUGCUUCAAGACGACCAACGGCAACGUUGACAUGUACGAGAUCAAACUCGCAUCCAUGGAGACGUCGGAAGAUUCUGCGGUGACGCUGUCUGAAGAAACAUAUGAAAAUGCAAACUUUAAAAUUACAAGAGGGGAUUACUCCAAGCUGAUGGUGCCUGUCGUAGAGAACCUUAAGAAAGCAAGAGAAUAUGCUUCAAAUCAGAUCGAAAAAGAUAUGCUGGAUAAAUACAUCGAUCAUUUUAGAACAGGAUCCUUAGACGAUCACAAGAACGGUUCUCGUCUCUGGAUAAGGGACAAAGGCCCAACCAUCGAGACUUACAUCGGCUUCAUCGAGACGUACCGAGAUCCGGCGGGUCAGCGCGGAGAAUUCGAGGGUUUCGUCGCGAUGGUGAACAAACAAAUGUCUGAAAAAUUCGCCACCCUGGUAACCAGAGCCGAAGAAUUCAUUCCCAAGCUGCCAUGGAACAAAGACUUCGAGAAGGACACGUUCCUGAGGCCGGACUUUACUUCCCUAGAUGUUUUAACGUUUGCGGGUUCCGGUAUCCCGUCGGGAAUUAAUAUUCCGAAUUACGAUGAGAUUAGGCAGUCGGAAGGUUUCAAAAAUGUAUCGUUAGGUAACGUUAUAUUCGCCCAUAUGAAGGAUACGCAGGCGAUUCCAUUUUUGUCCGAGGCCGAUCAGGAAUUAAUGCGCAAGUACAGGAUAAUCAGCUUCGAGGUACAAGUCGGUCUGCACGAGCUUCUCGGUCACGGUACCGGAAAAUUAUUCAAGCAAACAGGACCAGACACCUACAAUUUUGAUCGUGAUAAUGUGAAGAACCCUCUUACCAAUGGUAAAAUAGAUAAAUUCUUUUUGAAAGGGGAGACUUACGACUCUAAAUUUGGUCCUCUGGGAUCCUCGUACGAGGAGUGCAGGGCGGAGGCAGUCGGACUCUACUUGAGCUUGGAUAAGGAAGUGCUGAAAAUAUUCGGUUACGAGGGACAAGAAGCGGAGAAUAUAAUCUAUGUGAACUGGUUAUCUCUGUUAUGGGGUGCUUUUGCGAAGACUUUUGAGAUGUAUCAGCCAGCCACACAAACCUGGUCCCAGGCUCACAGUCAGGCGCGUUACGUCUUGCUCAGAGUGUGCCUGGUGGCGGGCCAAGACUUUGUCAAUGUCGUCGAAACCGAAGGAGGGAAGAAUCUCCUUAUGACUGUCGAUCGAAGCAAGAUCUACACGGUCGGUAAAAAGGCCAUUGGAGAUUUCCUCUUGAAGCUGCAAGUUUACAAAAGUAUGGGAGACGUCGAGUCUGCUACAGAAAUGUAUGGCAGGUACAGCGAGGUGCCCGAAAGCGGACCACAUCCGUGGGGUCGCUGGAGAGACCUGAUCCUGUCUCGCAAGGAGCCAAGGAAGAUCUUCGUUCAGUCAAAUACAUUCGUCGAUGGUUCUAAUAACGUAAUACUAAAGAAUUACGAGUCGACAUUUACAGGGCUUAUUCAGUCGUGGAUAGAUAGAUUCCCAAGCUCAGAUGUAUCUCAAACACUCAUAGAACUCUGGAACAAAGAUAAACAUUAUUUUAAACAUUAUUAAUUAAUCUAAGUGUUUGCCUGUUCGACCGCUAAAUCCGUGUAACUUUCUCGUGUCUGACUAUUUACGUGUAUUCAGAGCGACGGAUGUUACAUGUUUGAAAAUAUUACUUUUUUACGACUUAUUUCUUACACAACGUAGCAAUAAUGUCUAGUUUCAGGGUUGAAUGUGUACAUAUGGUGUUUGACUUUAACAUGUAAGGUGGUAUGGCUUGCAAUUGUCAAUCAUAUCAUGGUAUUCCGACCUAGCACGACAUUUAUCGCUGAAUUAUCCGUUCUGUCUAGAACUCACAUGUGGACAGCAAAUUCAGUGCUCGAUGUUAGAGAUAGAAGUGCGAAAUGCAUUUGAAGUUGAGAAUGUUCCGAUAUCGUGAGAAUACAAAGAUAACUGUAUGUUAUAUAAAAGUAUACAAGUACUUUAUAAAUACAAGUUGAAGCAUUUGUAAGUCUAAUUGUAUUUUUAUUAUUUUGAAUAAUAUACAAGUAAUCUGUGACCAACGCA
Molecule: messenger RNA, 3268 nt
Organism: Monomorium pharaonis (pharaoh ant)
Lineage: Eukaryota; Metazoa; Arthropoda; Insecta; Hymenoptera; Formicidae
Gene: DppIII
Product: dipeptidyl peptidase 3
Exons: 4
Coding region: 446-2770 (774 amino acids)
Biological process (GO): proteolysis
Cellular component (GO): cytoplasm
Molecular function (GO): metalloexopeptidase activity; dipeptidyl-peptidase activity
Source: RefSeq, a predicted model, not a curated record